AUGGUCCAACUCAGCGCCGAUCCCACGUUCCAGUACCAAAUCCUCCGCGCCCUCGGCCUGGCCAGCUAUGGCGCCGCCGACGUGGGCGAAGUGCUCGCCACGGCCGACCAGAUCGCCCCGGGGGAUUUCGAGUCGUUCUACACGGCCUUCCACAAACGCGCCGAACGCAUCGCCGCGCAGGCUACCAGGAUGACCAACCCGGUCUCGCUGCGUGACGCCCUGUUCCGCGCGGCGACAUACUUCCGCAUGGCGGACCUGUACAUCCACGGGGACUGGGACGACCCGCGCAUCCUGGCCGUGUGGGACAGGCAGACGGAGUGUUUCGACCGGGCCAUGUCCCUGCUCCCGAUCCCGGGGGUGCGGAAGACGAUUUCUUCGCCGGCCGGGGGGUUCCAGAUCCCGACGAUCUUUUUCCGCGCCGAUGCUGAUCCCGCCGAAAAACGGCCCACGGUCAUCAUGUGCAGCGGCCUCGACGGGUCCAUGGAGGAAAUGUACCACGUCCACGGCAUCGCCGCGCUGCAGAGGGGGUACAACGUCGUCUGCUUCGAAGGGCCCGGCCAGGUCUUCACGCGGCGGUCCCAGGGCCUGGGCUUCAUCCUCGAGUGGGAGCGGGUCGUCAGCCCGGUCCUCGACCACCUCGAAACCCUCCCGGGAGUUGACACCGCCAAGGUCGCCCUCCUGGGAUACUCUCUGUGUGGACUCCUGUGCGCCCGCGCCGCGGCCUUCGAACCCCGCCUCGCGGCCCUCUUCUGCGUCGACGGCAUGUUCGACAUGGCGCGGACGCCCAUCUUCCCGAUCGCCAGCGCGAUGGCGCACCAGAAACUCGCUCCAGCCGCCGACGCCAACGCGGAUCCCGCAGCAGCGGCCGCGGCAGCGAUGCAAGCCAUCCAGGCCACGGUGCGCGACCCCAACGUACCCACGACGCUACGCUGGGCCCUCUCCCACUGCCGCUGGGCCUUCAACGUCCGCUCGCCGCUGCAACUCCUCGAGAUCCUCAAACGCUUCACCAUCGCCGACGUGGUCGACCAGAUCCGGUGUCCCGUGCUCGUGUGCGACGCCGUCGAGGACCACUUCGCCAAGGGCCAGGCGAAGAUGGUGGCCGACGCGCUGGGCGACCGGGCCACGCACGUCGAGUUCACAAGGGAGGACGCCGCGGAGCAGCAUUGUCAUCUCGGCGCGGCGAGGUUUGCUAAUCACGUCAUUUAUGAUUGGUUCGAGGGGGUGGUGGUGAAGAAGUGA
Fonsecaea nubica is the source of this 1239-nucleotide messenger RNA. RefSeq lists its product as hypothetical. NCBI's taxonomy places the organism in Eukaryota, Fungi, Ascomycota, Eurotiomycetes, Chaetothyriales, Herpotrichiellaceae. Bases 1 to 1239 code for a protein of 412 amino acids. The record is from RefSeq and is a predicted model, not a curated record. The transcript has a single exon.